Stegastes partitus (bicolor damselfish) is the source of this 1407-nucleotide messenger RNA. It is a transcript of the gene hs3st3b1b, whose product is annotated as heparan sulfate (glucosamine) 3-O-sulfotransferase 3B1b. Bases 1 to 1209 code for a protein of 402 amino acids. The transcript has 2 exons. Gene Ontology annotation, molecular function: [heparan sulfate]-glucosamine 3-sulfotransferase activity. NCBI's taxonomy places the organism in Eukaryota, Metazoa, Chordata, Actinopteri, Pomacentridae. The record is from RefSeq and is a predicted model, not a curated record.
AUGGAAUAUAGCCUGUUGUGCCACAGCCUGUAUGCCUUCUGGUCCAGCCCCGUGAAGAAGAAACUAAUUCUGCUCAGCAUCAUGUUUUUAAUCUGGGUGUAUAUGCUGUACUCCUGCGUGGGCUACUGCUCCACCAUGCCAAGUUUGGUGGUGGAGAGUUACCGGGGCAAGGAGACCGGCUCGGCGGUGGGCAAGAGGACAGAGAGCGGCGGCGGCGGCAGGACGGACCUGGUGUCCAGACUGCUGGCCAAACCGCAGCCGUGGGAGGAUAUAGAGAGCGACUACGAGGAGCCGUCCAUCAGGACCGCCGCGUCCCGAGACCUGCUCAAUAACGAGCUGGAGACGGACCGAGCCGACGACUGGGACGAGAUGCGGGCCGAGCAGCAGAGAGCACCGGACCCCAGCGCCAUGUCCAGCUUCUCCAACGGCUCCGGGAGCAAGAAGCUGCCGCAGGCGAUCAUCAUCGGGGUGAAGAAAGGAGGCACCCGGGCUCUGCUAGAGUUUCUCCGGGUUCAUCCGGACAUCAGAGCCGUGGGAGCGGAGCCGCACUUCUUCGACCGCAACUACGAGAACGGACUGGAGUGGUACAGGGAGCUGAUGCCGAAGACUCUGGAGGGCCAGAUCACCAUGGAGAAAACCCCCAGCUACUUUGUGACCAGAGAGGCUCCGGCGAGGAUCUCCGCCAUGUCCCGGGACACCAAGCUAAUCGUGGUGGUGAGGGACCCGGUCACCAGAGCCAUCUCGGACUACACGCAGACGCUGUCUAAGAAGCCCGACAUUCCCUCUUUUGAGAGCCUCACCUUUAAAAACAGGACUACGGGGCUCAUCGACACGUCGUGGAGCGCCAUCCAGAUUGGCAUCUACGCCAAGCACCUGGACAACUGGCUGCAGUACUUCCCCAUGGACCAGAUCUUGUUCGUGAGCGGCGAGCGUCUGAUCAGCGACCCGGCCGGCGAGCUGGGCCGAGUGCAGGACUUCCUGGGCCUCAAGAGGAUCAUCACGGACAAACACUUUUACUUUAACCAGACCAAGGGAUUCCCGUGCCUGAAGAAAGCGGAGGGCAGCAGCAAGCCUCACUGCCUGGGAAAAACCAAAGGGCGCACCCAUCCGAACAUUGACCCCGAGGUGGUGCAGAGGCUACGGGACUUCUACCGGCCCUUCAACAUGAAGUUCUACCAGAUGACUGGACAUAACUUUGGUUGGGAUUGAUGUGAAAAAUCUGACUUUUUUUUUUGUUAAUUUGUUGAGAAGUUGUUUUUUUUUGUUCCUCUGUAAUUCAAUGGCAAGAUGUGGAGAUAUUGCUAUAUAUAUGUAAAAUGUACAGAAAUCUAUUUUAUAAUAAUUUAUUUUUAUUUCUAAGCAAUUAAUUCACUAAGCUGCCUAACCAUAUUUGUACAUAACAUCUGA